AUGUACUGUGGUCUUCUCAAAUUCUAUACAAUAUACUGUGGUCUUCUCAAAUUCCAUACAGUGUACUAUGGUCUCCACACAAUGUACUGUGGUCUUAAAUUCCACACAAUGUACUAUGGUCUUCUCACAUUCCACACAAUGUACUAUGGUCUUCUCAAAUUCUAUACAAUAUACUGUGGUCUUCUCAAAUUCCAUACAGUGUACUAUGGUCUCCACACAAUGUACUAUGGUCUUAAAUUCCACACAAUGUACUAUGGUCUUCUCACAUUCCACACAAUAUACUAUGAUCUUCUCAAUUUCUGUACAAUGUACUAUGAUCUUCUCAAUUUCUGUACAAUGUACUAUGGUCUUCUCAAAUUCUGUACAAUGUACUAUGGUCUUCUCAAAUUCUGUACAAUGUACUAUGAUCUUCUCAAUUUCUGUACAAUGUACUAUGGUCUUCUCAAAUUCGGUACAAUGUACUAUGGUCUUCUCAAAUUCCACACAAUGUACUAUGGUCUUCUCAAAUUCUGUACAAUAUACUAUGUUCUUCUCAAAAUUCGGUACAAUGUACGAGCUCCUGUGAUUGUACGUAUGAAAUUACCACAGGAGGAAAGGAAGGUGGUAAACAAUAUCACAGAUGAUCAAAUGCCCGCAAGACAUUGA
Molecule: messenger RNA, 645 nt
Organism: Mercenaria mercenaria
Lineage: Eukaryota; Metazoa; Mollusca; Bivalvia; Venerida; Veneridae
Exons: 3
Coding region: 1-645 (214 amino acids)
Source: RefSeq, a predicted model, not a curated record